This is a messenger RNA of Plasmodium malariae, 597 nucleotides long. RefSeq names its product Plasmodium exported protein, unknown function. The transcript has 2 exons. NCBI's taxonomy places the organism in Eukaryota, Apicomplexa, Aconoidasida, Haemosporida, Plasmodiidae. The coding region runs from base 1 to 597 and encodes 198 amino acids. The record is from RefSeq and is a predicted model, not a curated record.
AUGGAACAGAAAAUUAAGUUACCCCUUUUUAUUAUGAUUUGUUCGUAUAUAGUUUUAAGUUGGAUAUAUUAUUUUAAUCAUGAUAUGUGUACCUUCAAUAAAUAUUUGGAUGGAAAAAUCAAUAUUAAUGGAACAAAUGAUAUAAGAAUUUGUCGAUUACUAUCAAAACAUAAGCAAGCAAAGGAUCCAAAUAUUACAUGGCUAGAAAGAAAUAUAGAAACUAUAGAAGAUUACGCAAAAUCUGGUAUUUCUAACAAUUCUACAGUAGAAAAAGACAAAAAUAAAAAAACAAUUCAAUGCUCAUUAAAUAGUGCAAAUCAUUAUGGACGGACUAAAAAAAGUAAUUCUUCUGUAUACAAUAAAGGAAAUUCACAUUUUGAAAAAAGAGUGUUAGACAAAAUAUAUUAUAAAAAUAAAGUUAGGUAUUUUAUGAAAGCUGAUUUUUUGUUUUUAAAAAAUGAUAUAAAAGUUAACAAAUGUGUUAUAUGUGCUGCUACUAUCUGUUUUUUAAUACCUGGAAUAAUAGGAGCUGCUUCAAUAUUAUAUAAUCUUUCUAAGGUAACAGAUACUUUUAAAUGGAUUUGUUUGAAGGAAUGA